AAUGCGCAGCCUCGGUGACCUUUGGCCAGCUGCACUUGACGUUAACACGGAAGUGUGUUGCAUGAGUUUUCUCAUGAGUUUUCUUUGCCAUUCAUUGAACAUUUCUGUCGGUGUACAAAUCAGUUUUGUUCUGUUCGUUGAUGCUAAACUUUAUAGAUUGUGUCUGUUGGACGUUUCUUCUGUAGCGCAGUUUAUAAAGCGGGCAGAGCAUAAACUUAAAAACGGAGUAGUGAUGUCGGAGAAAGGCAGCGGUCCUGCGGCCCGGGCGGUGCUGCAGCAGUGUGUGCAGGCCAGACUUCAGGUGAAACCCGCAGAGGAGCACGCAGAGGCUCGGUUUGUCCAGAUCGACAGAGGAAUGGUGAUCUACAUCUGUUUCUUUAAAGGAGCCACAGACGACAUCCUGCCCAAGAUGGUGUCCACGCUGUUGAACCUGAGGCUGUGUGAGUCCGACUCGGGGAAGAUGGUUUCGGUGUUGGAGCUUCCCGGCAGCCUGCUGAUCGUGCCUCAGGCCACGCUGGGCGGGAAAGCCAAAGGCAGGGCCAUGCAGUACCACAACAACAUCGCCAAAGAGGACGGACUGCGGCUCUACGGCGCCUUCGUUUCUCUGUGCAAGAAGGAAGUGGCGGCUGCCGCUGCUUCGGCUGGGAGCGGAGCUGAAGUGACGGUGAAACACGGGACGUAUGGAAACAGACAAGUGCUGAAGCUCGACACCAACGGACCGUACACACAUCUGACGGAGUUCUGAAAGGCGGGGAAAGUAGAGAAGUAUUGAGUUAAAAAUUGAGCUGAAGUCACACGUCUAAUGCCAUCAUGGAGGUCGAAAUUGUCUCUUAAUUAAUGUCUAAAUAUCUACCAACAAGGCUGGAAACAGUCGCUGGCGAUUUCCAAGACGUACUGAUAUUUGAUUUAUGCAUUCGUCAUAAAAACAAAAUUACAAAGAUUUGGAAUAUGUCAUUGUUUUUGUGUAAUUCCCCGCAGACGUGAGAUGGCAGAAUACAAAACUGCGUUCUCAAAUGUGCGUGACAACAUAAAAACUCACAUUUCUGAGGAUUAGGAUUCUUAAAAAUGUGCUCUCAAGGCCACAAAGUGUUUGUAAACUCGGCAGCAGAAGAGCGCUAGCUAGGAAAAUACUACCUGCUAAAUGCAUAAUGCCGUCUGUGAAAUUUAGUAGAGGAGGAAUAAUGGCCUGGUGCUGUUUUCCCUGCUUCCAGUGAAGGGAAAUCUUAAUGCUCCAGCAUACAAUGAUAUUUCAGACAAUAGUGUUCUUCCAACUUUGUGGCAACAGUUUGGGGGAGACCAUUUCCUGUUCCAACAGGACAAUGCCUCUGUACACGAAGCGAACUCCAUAAAGAAAUGGUUUCCCCCAGUUUGGUGUGGAAGAACUUGACUGGCCUUUGGGAUGAACUGGAACGCCGACUGUGUGACUCUUGUAUCUGUAUAGGAGCAAAUCCCUGCAGCAGGUUCAAACAUCUGGGGGAAAGACUGAAACCAGAAGAGAGGAGGCUGUCAGAGCAGCACGUUAAUGAACACGGUUUUCGGAAUGAGAUGUUCAACUGUCACAUAUGCUCGGGUGUCCACAUACUUUUGGCCACAUAGUGUAUUUGGUUAAAUAAAGUUCACAUCAUAACAA
Molecule: messenger RNA, 1630 nt
Organism: Siniperca chuatsi (mandarin fish)
Lineage: Eukaryota; Metazoa; Chordata; Actinopteri; Centrarchiformes; Sinipercidae
Product: D-aminoacyl-tRNA deacylase 2-like
Exons: 3
Coding region: 2-745 (247 amino acids)
Biological process (GO): tRNA metabolic process
Cellular component (GO): cytoplasm
Molecular function (GO): D-tyrosyl-tRNA(Tyr) deacylase activity
Source: RefSeq, a predicted model, not a curated record